This is a messenger RNA of Daucus carota subsp. sativus, 4020 nucleotides long. RefSeq lists its product as uncharacterized. Gene Ontology annotation, molecular function: protein binding; ATP hydrolysis activity; ATP binding. Bases 91 to 3678 code for a protein of 1195 amino acids. NCBI's taxonomy places the organism in Eukaryota, Viridiplantae, Streptophyta, Magnoliopsida, Apiales, Apiaceae. The record is from RefSeq and is a predicted model, not a curated record. Gene Ontology annotation, cellular component: mitochondrial outer membrane. The transcript has 28 exons.
UGCACAAACAGAAAUUAAACUAUAAAGUAACCAGUACAAAUAAAUUAUCCCUCUUUGUAAUCUCUCUCGCUCUCUCUUCCUCUCUAAAAAAUGGUGUCGACGAGGAGAAGUGGAUCUCUCUCCAACAACAACAAGAGAUCUUCUUCGUCGGAUGAGAAGCUUCCGUCGCCGAAGCGCCAGAAGGCUGAGAAGGCCACGACUUCGGAGAAACCGACGGCGGUUGAGGAUUCCAAGGAAGUAGCGGCGCCGGUGCAGGUGGAUCCGCAGGAAUGCGUCGCAGCUGAUUCUGCCGUCGCUUCGAGAGAGGCAGUGAUUGAAGCUAAGCCUGAUGUUGCUCCCGAAGCAUCUGUGGCCACACCGGUAGCUCCAGGUACUACACCUACUGUAGGAGAGAAGCCCAAGAGUUCUUUUACUUCAUGGAAACAGAACCAGAGUACCACGAUGAGUGCCCCUUGGUGUAGGCUUCUUACGCAAAAUCAACUGAACCCAACCAUGAGCGUGUAUACAACAAACUUUCUUGUUGGGACAAGCAAUAAUGCUAAUCUUUUACUGAACGAUCAUACAAUAAGUGGAAUUCUCUGUGCAAUUAAGCUUACACAGCGUGGCAGCAGUGCCAUUGCUGUGCUUGAAAGUAAGAACGGAAAGGGAUUUGUUCAAAUUAAUGGGAAGACCAUAAGGAAAAAUGCUACUUGUGAUUUACAUUCAGGCGACGAGUUGGUCUUUGGUUUGCUGGGUGCUCAUGCUUAUAUUUUCCAGCAGCUAGUGUGUGAUGUAAUUGUUAAAACACCUUCACUAGUUGGAGGCCCAAACUUUAAAUUAGUUCAAGCUGAAAAGCGUGAGGGAGAAAUUUCAGCAGCUGGUGCUACUCUUCUUGCAACAUUGUCGAGCAUGAGACAAGAUAUAUCGCGAAUGAGGUCUACAGCUCAGAGUAUUAGUAAAACUUACCAGACUACUGAGCUUCCCUCUUCUCCAGUUCUUGAAGAAGAGCUUGAUGCCCUAGAAGUCAACUCUUCCACAAAUGCUGAUAGUGAUAGUGCUGUUGAUAUCGGAGCAACCACAAAGAUUCUUGCUUCCGACUGGAACGUAGACGGCGGCAUAGAGACAGGCACUAUGACAGAAGAAAAAGGUUGGGGGAAAGAUGUAAAGCCUUUAAAUCCUUCCGCGGCGUGUCUUAGAUAUGCAAUUCUCAAGGAUGACAUUUACAAAGGAGUCCUUGAUGGACGUGAUGUUAAGGUGUCUUUCGAUGAUUUCCCAUAUUAUUUGAGUGAAAAUACGAAAGAUGUACUUAUUGCAGCUUCUUAUAUACACCUAAAGCACAAAGAACAAGUCAAAUUUACUGCUAAACUUCCUACAAUUAAUCCGAGAAUUCUGCUUUCUGGUCCUGCAGGAUCUGAAAUAUACCAAGAGAUGUUGACAAAGGCACUUGCAAAUUAUUAUGGUGCAAAAUUGCUCAUAUUUGACAGCCACUCCAUCUUGGGGGGUUUAUCUGCAAAAGAAGCUGAACAUCAGAAAGAAGGUAAAAGCGUGGAUAAAUCAAACAACACUACUAAGCAAAAUACUGUAGCUUCUGUUGCUGCUCAGAGUUUAGGAGAUUCAUCUGCUGAGAAGGAUAUCCCUAGUACUUCUAAAGUUUCUGUUGCAAAAAGCUUGGAGUCUCAGCCGAAGAUGAAGACCGAAACUAUGCCCUCCCCCUCUGGAACAUUAAAAAACCACUCUUUUAAAACAGGGGACAAAGUUAGAUUCGUUGGUGCCGUCUCUGCGAGCUUAUAUGCUACACCAUCUCCUGCAAGGGGUCCAACAUCAGGAUACAAGGGCAAGGUUGUACUACCCUUUGAAGACAAUCCUUCAUCUAAAAUUGGUGUAAGAUUUGAUAAGCCCAUUCCUGAUGGUGUUGAUUUUGCGGGAUUGUGUGAUAGUGGCCAUGGGUACUUCUGCAAUGCCAAGGAUCUUCAUCUGGAAAGUACUGGUCGGGAUGAUCCAAACAAAUUACUCAUUAACACUUUGUUUGAGGUUGUAUUUAGCGAGAGCAGGAGUUCUCCUUUCAUUUUGUUCAUUAAAGAUGUGGAGAAGUCUGUAGUAGGAAACACCGACACGCAUUCAUUAUGCAGGAGCAAACUUGAGAGGCUUCCGGAUAAUGUUGUUGUAAUUGGUUCACAAACACAUGGCGACAAUCUCAAAGAAAAGUCCCAUCCUGGUGGUUUACUAUUUACUAAAUUCGGCAGCAGUCAAACUGCUCUUCUAGACUUGGCGUUUCCGGAUAGUUUUGGACGGUUGCAUGACAAGGGGAAGGAGGUUGCUAAAGCAACUAAGCAACUUACAAGACUCCUUCCUAAUAAAGUUACUAUUCACAUGCCUCAGGACGAGUCUCUCCUUGCGGGUUGGAAGCAACAGUUAGACCGUGAUUCUGAAACCCUCAAAAUGAAAGGAAAUCUAAAUUGUCUGCGCACCGUACUUUUUCGCUGUGGGUUGGAAUGUGAUACACUUGAAACACUAUGCAUCACAGAACAGUCACUUACAAUUGAGAGUGCUGAGAAGGUUGUGGGAUGGGCUCUGAGCCAUCAUUUAAUGCAGAAUCCUAAAGCUGACCCUGAAGCAAGGCUCGUUUUGUCGGGUGAUAGCAUUCAGUAUGGGAUUGGAAUCCUAGAGUCCGUUCAGAAUGAAUCCAAGAGCUUGAAGAAGUCACUUAAGGAUGUUGUAACUGAAAAUGAGUUUGAGAAGAAACUUCUCGCUGAGGUUAUCCCGCCCAAUGAUAUUGGAGUAACGUUUGAGGAUAUUGGAGCACUGGAAAAUGUCAAAGAUACACUAAAGGAGCUGGUGAUGCUUCCACUCCAGAGACCUGAGCUUUUUUGCAAGGGUCAAUUAACCAAGCCUUGCAAGGGUAUACUUCUAUUUGGGCCUCCUGGAACCGGAAAGACCAUGCUAGCAAAGGCUGUGGCUACGGAAGCUGGUGCAAACUUUAUCAAUAUAUCUAUGUCCAGCAUUACGUCUAAGUGGUUUGGUGAAGGUGAGAAGUACGUGAAAGCAGUGUUUACUUUAGCCAGUAAAAUUGCUCCAAGUGUUAUAUUUGUAGAUGAAGUUGAUAGCAUGUUGGGUCGAAGGGAAAAUCCUGGGGAACAUGAGGCCAUGCGUAAGAUGAAGAACGAGUUUAUGGUGAAUUGGGAUGGCUUGCGGACAAAGGAUACAGAACGAGUUCUGGUGCUAGCAGUUACAAAUAGGCCUUUUGAUCUCGAUGAGGCUGUUAUAAGAAGGCUCCCGCGUAGGUUGAUGGUUAAUUUGCCGGAUGCUCCCAACAGAGCAAAAAUUUUGAAGGUCAUACUAGCAAAAGAAGACCUGUCUGCAGACGUUGAUUUAGAUUCAGUGGCUAACAUGACUGACGGAUAUUCAGGAAGUGACCUUAAGAAUCUGUGUGUGACUGCUGCACAUCGCCCGAUUAGAGAACUUCUAGAAAGGGAGAAAAAGGAGCAAUCUGCUGCUCAAGCAGAAGGUAAACCUACUCCAGCUCUCAGUAGCAGUGCAGACAUACGUCCUUUGAACAUGGAUGACUUUAGGAAUGCCCAUGAACAGGUUUGUGCAAGUGUUUCACUAGAGUCUCAAAACAUGACAGAGCUUCAACAAUGGAAUGAAUUGUAUGGUGAAGGGGGUUCUAGAAGGAAGAAAUCUCUCAGUUACUUCAUGUAGAGGCUUUUAUAUGUACAAAUUACUAGUUUCACUACACCAUUCCCGUCUGCUAGGGCAAAAUGCCCACUGUUUGUUGUGAAGCCAUUUUGGUAUAUGUACAAUUAAGUGUAGGUCCUUUUAAGUUAUAGUUUGUAACCUCGACGAGGCAGCCCCGAGAUGGUUGGUAUGAAGGUAGAGUAGCUGUCCCCCCAUUAAUUUGGGAAUAGCCGUUCUCAACUUAGUUUUGUUUCCCCAUCUGUUGUUGUUGUUGUGAGGAUUUCUAACUAUGUUCAAGGAUUUAAGAAGAAAAGAGUAAGCAAUGUUCACUGUGCAUAAUUAUUUAUAGUCAAUUCUUUGUGGUGA